ACAAAAAUAUUUCAGUAAUCUUCGAUUCAAUGUACGUAGAAUGGAACGCUUAGCGACACGUAAACGUCAAUCGUGAAAGAAACCAAAAGAUUGCCCGUUAUGCUUUUAAUUGUACGCUAAUAACUAGAGAAAAACUGCUCGAUUUGGAAUUUAAGAGAUACUAUUAAGAAAAGGCUAAGAAUAAUUUAGACAGAUGUUACUAAAGUUGGGUGGUGACAGGCUCCGCGGCAGUGGAUCGCCUCGCCCCUCGCGUACAACAUGCUGCUGGCGCUGCUCAACGAGAACGUGCCCUCAGUGGACAAGUAUCAGGACCUUAUCAAAAAAAUGCAGAGGAAACAAGGUUAUUUAUCAAUGAACAAGCUUUUUCUAUCGUCGGAGAGAGUCGGCGAAACAAAGGACUUGCAGUAUCUGAUGCAAACAUUGUCACAUAUCGAAAUGGAAGAGACUAAUUUUAGUAAAAGUUUAAAUUCAUUUGAAUUAUGGGUGCGAAAAUUUGGAUACAAAGGUCCAGGUUUGGAAAUACCCUCAAGUUCAGAGUAUGUAUUAGCUAAUGCUUUUUUCUUUCGCCGUGCUUGGCUUAAGAGUGACAGUGCUGGCGCUUCGAUGAAGAUAUUUAACUCAUUCAAUUACACAUCUGACGUUACUUAUGAUGCUAGAAUCCUAGAACUCCCUUUGUGCUCCAAGUUUAAGCUGGUGCUCCUAAUACCGUGUGAGAGGGACAGGCUGGAUGCUCUGUUCAGCAGGCUGAACAAUGAAGGUCUGGCGGCGGCCAUCAGCAGUCUGCAUCCGAUCUUCACUGUCAAUAGCAAGAUGGUGGCACCGAACAUCGAUUUUGCAUCCACGAUUCAAAUUAAAAAUAAUUUAAAUAAUCUAGAGAGCGGCUCAGUUUUGCAAAGUGCUACCAUAUGUGUCAAUGAAGAAGGCACUGUUGCUAGAGUAGUUACUUAUCUAAUAUCUGUAAAGGCCGAACUAUCGAACUUAGAAUAUAAAUUUGAAUCGUUUGCAACACCGUUUCAUUUUGCGCUUGUGUCAAAUGAUACACCAUUCGUGACUGGACAGUUCUACAGGGAAUAAGUCGGCAAUCGGUGACGUAAUUUGGUUUAAUUCUUAAGUUUGCCAUGAGUUUUAGGGACAACUGAAUUGUAUAUACUAUGUAUAUGCGAAGAUAUAUACGGGUCUAACUAGUCCACCUAACACUAUUUGUCUUUCUCAAUUUGUUGCUGUACGUAAUUGUUUUAUUAUUUAUUUAUAAAUAAAAGUGAUAGUGAGUAAAUUGCAUUUUAUUUAUAAUCACGACUCCCGCGGUCAGAAAGUUGUGGUGUGGUGGGUUACACAAACAUUCAAGUCACU
Trichoplusia ni (cabbage looper) is the source of this 1350-nucleotide messenger RNA. RefSeq lists its product as uncharacterized. The transcript is spliced from 8 exons. Gene Ontology annotation, molecular function: serine-type endopeptidase inhibitor activity. Lineage: Eukaryota; Metazoa; Arthropoda; Insecta; Lepidoptera; Noctuidae. The record is from RefSeq and is a predicted model, not a curated record. Bases 259 to 1074 code for a protein of 271 amino acids.